Messenger RNA from Sitodiplosis mosellana (orange wheat blossom midge), 1358 nucleotides. RefSeq names its product ketimine reductase mu-crystallin. Lineage: Eukaryota; Metazoa; Arthropoda; Insecta; Diptera; Cecidomyiidae. The record is from RefSeq and is a predicted model, not a curated record. Gene Ontology annotation, molecular function: hormone binding. The coding region runs from base 274 to 1296 and encodes 340 amino acids. Gene Ontology annotation, cellular component: cytoplasm. The transcript has 6 exons.
UGUGACAAAGUAUUGAAAUUUUCAGCUAUACAACAACUGUUGCUGUUCACACAUUAAUGUGGUUGUAAUCGGCUUAUGUGUAUAGUAGAUUCCGUUGUAUUCAAAUGAGCACAGCAUGUGGGAUUAAGCAACACCAUUCAAAUACAUUGAGAAACGGUUUGCGACGCUCGGUGAGAGCAACAAUAAUGUGAUUUGGUGGGAACUCAUACAAUGAUCAAUCGGAAACAACAAUUUGUUAUGACCAACAUAUUGAGAAAGUAAACGAAGCGUGAAAUGUCGGUGAUAAAUUUAAGCGAAGAACAAGUGUUGGAAUUGUUGGACUGGCCACUGGUUUGCGAUGCGGUGGAACAAUCACUUCGAUCAAUUUGCGAAACCAAAGUGAACGAAGAUCAACCGACGGCAAAACAACCAACUAGAGUAUUCACACCCAUUGAAAAAGGCACUCUUCUGUGUAUGCCCGGAUUUAUCGGCAACUAUAAAUUGAAAAAUCUAAAUGAUUCAAAGGUGUUCAAUUCACUUGGAUGUAAACUUGUGACAUUUUUCAAAGGGAAUCAUGAAUUAAAUCCGCCAAAGCCCAACAUUCUAGGCAAUAUAUUCUUGUUCAGUGAGGAAACGGGUGAAUUGAAAGCAAUCGUACAGGCCAGUGAAAUAACGGCAUGGAGAACGGCUGCCGCGUCACUUGUUGCUACCAAGUAUCUGUUUAGCAAUCGGUCAUCAUCACCGAAAAUGGAUACUGUUGCUAUAUUUGGGUGUGGUGUUCAGGGUCGAAUUCAUGCUAUUGGCUUGUGUGCAACCAAUUCCGUUGACACAAUUCAUUUAUGGAACCGAACAAAAAGUCGAGCCGAGGCACUUGCCGCUGAAUUAAAUCAGUUGCGACAAAGUUUCAAAAAUCCGAACAUUAAAAUCAUAUGCGUCGAUACGGUUGAGGACGGUGCUAAGAAUGCUGAUGUUAUUGUAACUGGUACAUCUACAAGUACCCCAUUUUUGUUCCGGUCAAUGAUCAAAACGAAUGUGCACAUCAACGCGGUCGGUGCUGGUCAAUAUCAUCAUAACGAGUUGAGCGAAGACAUUUACACUGACCCAGACACGAAAAUUUAUGUGGAUAGCAACGAUGGCGCUCGUUCCGAAUUGAAAACAUUAAUCGCACCAAUUGUGUGUGAAGUUGGAGACAUAAUUAACGGUCGGAGUACAGCGCCCGCAGGUGGAAUUACUAUUUUCCAUUCGAUGGGUAUGGCUGUCGAGGAUGUUGCUGUUGGACAAGCAUUGUUCGAAAAAUUCAAAAAAAAAUCACAAUAGCUGGGAAAUUUAUUUCCAACCCCAAAAUCAUUCCAUUAUAUUUUAACACCAGAAAUGAAUAU